This is a messenger RNA of Nothoprocta perdicaria, 2138 nucleotides long. It is a transcript of the gene BNIP3, whose product is annotated as BCL2 interacting protein 3. The record is from RefSeq and is a predicted model, not a curated record. Gene Ontology annotation, cellular component: mitochondrial outer membrane; mitochondrial envelope; nucleus. Gene Ontology annotation, biological process: mitochondrial outer membrane permeabilization; positive regulation of apoptotic process. The transcript has 6 exons. Lineage: Eukaryota; Metazoa; Chordata; Aves; Tinamiformes; Tinamidae. The coding region runs from base 719 to 1339 and encodes 206 amino acids.
UAUGUUCUAGACAGCCCUGCUGCUGCAUUAACAAAAUUCAGAUCAUUCCACCCGCCUUCCUUCUCCUGGUGUUUAGUGCUGUAUUUCUAUUCAGAUUUUUGAGCUUUGAAACAUGUCAUACAAUGGGAAUGAUACUUGUACCUGCUUCUGCCUAUGUCUGUUAGAUCUCACAUGUGCUAACUUUUGUAUAGGUAAAUUCUAUUGCUGUUUAUAUAGUAGUGUAAAUAAUACCUGUGAGCUAAUUUUAGAAAUGCUAAGACAGAUAUGGGUUCUUCUGUGCGUUGGUAACUGCUAGCCCUGCAGGGUUGUUAUUCAGAAUGCUUUAAGACAACAAAGCAACACGUGACUGUCAGUGUUAAAUAUACUGCAAAGAGCAACACAUGAUCCAGUCAUUGCCACAUACCCUCUAUUGCCUAACAAUAACACCUAAAAAUAUGCUUGGUGAAGAGGCUAAACAAAACACAGUUAGACUGGAGUCUUGAUCUGAAAAUGUUUUGAGUAAAUUAAUCACUCAACUUUGGCAGAGUACGUCAGUCCUUGAGAUUAGAUUCUUGGCCUAGCACCUGUGCUGAACAAUAACAAUUAUGUAUAUCUUUAUGAGUUAAAAUAAAAGAUUUGUAGUUUCAGAAACAGACACAGCAUAUGACCAGCUUCUUUUCAGUCCUGCGAGACUUCCCAGCUUGCUGACAAAUGCACCCCCACACUUUGGCAAUGCAGCAUGUUCGUUAGCCAAGAUAUCAGAGCCAGUGCUUCUGGACAUGGUUCCUGGGUAGAGCUCCACUUCAGCAGUAACGGCAGCGGUAGCGGCAGCGCCGCGACGUCGACAAGCCAGGAGCAGGUGCCGGCCUCUCUUUCCAUUCACAAUGGCGACAUGGAGAAAAUCCUCCUGGAUGCUCAACACGAAUCUGGGCGAAGCAGCUCCAGGGAAAGUUCACACUGUGACAGCCCUCCUCGUUCACAGACGCCUCAAGACAGUAACAGAGCUUUGGAAAUAGAGAGUCAUAGCAGUGGAGAAAAGAACAGCUUUCAGUCUGAGGAAGAUUUUCUUGAAAGGCGGAGGGAAGUCGAAAGGCUCCUGAAGAAAAAUGCAGAUUGGAUAUGGGACUGGUCCAGCAGGCCUGAGAACAUCCCACCAAAGGAAUUCCUCUUUAAACAUCCCAGGCGCACAGCCACUCUCAGCAUGAGAAACACAAGCGUGAUGAAGAAAGGGGGCAUAUUUUCAGCAGAAUUCUUGAAAGUUGUCCUUCCAUCUCUGCUACUUUCCCAUUUGCUUGCCAUUGGACUAGGGAUUUACAUAGGGAGGCGGCUGACAACCACAGCUUCCAGCAGCACCUUCUGAGGGGAGGCGACAGCGGCUUCCUGCGGCGGCAGCGCUCACCGAGGCUGCGGGAGGAGCCGCAGAGCGCCGGGGCCCGCAGGGCUGCGAGCAACGCGGGCGGCUGCUCUGUAAAUGCUGCGUUCCCAGGUUAGCAAGCGGAGGUGCUAAAGCUACCGUGUCACGCACAGAUCAAUUCGUAGAGCAUGUUUCAGACAACUGACAGCUGUGACAUAGCUUUGUAGUGAAAUAUCCUCAAAAAGCUCCGUGUUUAAAAACGACACCCUAGCGCUCAUACAGCAAUCGUUACCCGGCUAGAUCUUACCUGAACUGCUGUUUCUUUCUACUACAUAGGUGUGAAUAUUCUUCACUGCUAAUGUAAUCAUGACAAUAAGGGACUAGUCCAAAAGAAUGUGUGGCCUUAUGUAAUAUAGACAGUAAUUCAGAGAAAGCUUUUACCUCAUUUGAGGCAACUCACUUAGCUGUUUGUUUUUUUUCAUUUUAUGCAAGAUAUUAAAUGUUAAAAGACAUGAUCAGCUUGAAGAAAUCAGCCUAUCAGUACAUUGUCAUCAAUUUCUAUUUAGUUCAGGAUAUGAUCCACAACAGCCUAAGCUAAAAUCUGAACCUUAGCAUCCAGUGGUGUUCUUUGUUGGCAAAGGCUGUUAUUUAACUCCCAACUUAGAGCUCUAAGUUUCUGUUGUUUCUUCUUGCAGCCCACUGCUUCUCAGUCCUUUUACCUGUAAAAUAAUAACUUUGCAUCUUAACUUGCCUCAUUGCUGUAUAGAUUUGAAAAGGUUUGCUUGCUUAUUUGGUUGCAUUAAAG